AAAAGUAAAAAGGAAAGAGCUGGGGAGAGGGGAGAGGCCCACACCGCCGCCCAUCCCACCCCUAUGCACACUCACCCAGGCCUGGAAGAGGGGACAGCCGCUAGCCUGCCGAGGGUCCGUGUGUGUCAAAGGUGAUAGCGACAGAUGCUGGACCCAGGGAGACCUCUACCCCAAGUCGGCCUGCAGGGCCUCCGGAGACUGACUCGCCAACAGCUGGACUUGAUCACCAGCUUGCUAAGCGAGAUCCCGCAUCUGAGGGAGUAACUAGCAGACUUUGCUGUCCGGCUGUUUUUGGAGAAUUUUUCUCAGCAGCGGCUAGAAAGCGGGAGACCACCACCUGGACCCUUGAGCCUUCUUCGAGAAGCAACAGCAGAAGAGAUUCCCACCCUGGGUGGUUUGCAGGACCAUGCUGGCUCUUAGGCGAGCUUCUGCUUUCAGGGUUCUGAUCCUCACGGCCUUUCUACCCCUGCCGCAGUUCGCCCAGGACCCGGCCAUGGUGCACUACAUCUAUCAGCGCUUUCAAGUCUUGGAGCAAGGGCUGCAGAAAUGUACCCAAGCAACGAGAGAAUACAUAGAAGACUUCCGAGAGUUCUCGAAAAACAUAUCCAUUAUGCUGGGACGAUGUCAGACGUACACAAGUGAGUCCAAGAGUGCGGUCCAUAACCUGGCACUGAGAGUCGAACGUGCCCAGCGGGAGAUCGACUACCUGGAGUACCUGCGGGAGGCUGAGGUGUGCACAGAGUCAGAGGACACGAUGCUGGCAGAAAAGCGAGUCCAAGAAGCUGAGGAGGAGAAAAGGAUCCGGACACUGCUCAAUGCAAGCUGUGACAACAUGCUGAUGGGCAUAAAGUCACUGAAAAUAGUGAAGAAGACAAUGGACACAGAUGGCUCUUGGAUGAAAGAUGCUGUCAGAGACUCUCCAAAAGUUUAUUUCUUAAUUGGAUCCAGAAACAACACUGUCUGGGAAUUUGCCAACAUACGGGCAUUCAUGGAAGAUAGCACCAAGCCAGCCCCCCGGAAGCUGAUCCUAACACAUUCCUGGCAGGGGACGGGCCAAGUGAUCUACAAAGGUUUCCUAUUUUUUCACAGCCAAGGGACUCCCAAUGAGAUCAUCAAAUAUAACCUGCAGGAGAGGACCGUGGAAGAUCGGAUGCUGCUCUUGGGAGGGGCAGGCAGAGCCCUGGCCUACCCGCACUCCCCCUCGACUUACAUUGACCUGGCUGUGGAUGAGCACGGGCUCUGGGCCAUCCACUCAGGGCCAAGCCUCCACGGCCAUUUGGUUCUCACGAAAAUUGAGCCUGACACACUGGGAGUGGAGCACUCAUGGGACACUCCAUGCAGAAGUCAGGAUGCUGAAGCCUCAUUCCUCUUGUGUGGUGUCCUCUACGUGGUCUACAGUUCUGGUGGCCUCGGCCCGCAUCGCAUCACUUGCGUCUAUGACCCGCUGGGGGCUGUCAUUGACGAGAAUCUGCCCAAAGUGUUCUUCCCCAGGCGGUCAAGAAGUCACUCCAUGAUCCAUUACAACCCUAGAGAUAAGCAGCUCUAUGCCUGGAAUGACGGAAACCAGAUCAUUUACAAACUCCAGACAAAGAGAAAGCAGCCUCUGCAGUGAUGCGUUGCAGCCAUGAGGGAGGGAGAGCUCCAGGGAUGUUGCUCUCCAGGAGACGGAAGCCACAGCCCCUUUGGAAUAUAGUAUCCUUCUAAUCGCACACAGGGAUAGGGGCUGGAAGUAGGAAUGCACAGGCAUCCUUUGCCAGAUGGUACUGCCUUCAGUAUCUUCCAAGAGCACAGAUGAGAGUCUGUCAUUCAGGAAUUUUCAACAACUUCCUUUACCCAUCCAAACCUCCUGGAGCUCAAUGCCUUCCACACAUUCCAAUCCAGCUUACUUCCAGCCUCUUCUUUUACUAGCAUUUACUCUAACUCUCCCCGCACCGCCCCCCCCCCACCAGCCAUUAGAAAUGUAAGCCACCCCCUAAUACUCCUGGCUUCUCUCCCCUCUGGACUUUGCUCAAAUCUCUUUCCUCUUUCGCAAAUGCCUACUGAUAUUCUUCCAUUAUUCACUGCCCAAAUAAAGUACUAUUUCCUUUUU
Messenger RNA from Kogia breviceps (pygmy sperm whale), 2089 nucleotides. RefSeq names its product olfactomedin like 1 (gene OLFML1). The record is from RefSeq and is a predicted model, not a curated record. Gene Ontology annotation, biological process: signal transduction. Lineage: Eukaryota; Metazoa; Chordata; Mammalia; Artiodactyla; Physeteridae.